AUGGACGUGAACGAUGUGGCGCUGCGGCGCUGCAGGGAGAUUCUCCUCGAGGAGGGACCCUGCGGGGACGAUGCCCCGGCUGCUGCUCCGCCCGAGAACCCGCGAGAGGAGGACAAAGUUUUGACUGGCACGGGGCUACUACGCGGCGGCCUCGCGGAGGAGAAUAUUCUGCGGGCGGAAACUCUCCGCAUGAUGGGCGGCGAGUUCGACGAUUAUGCGGCGGAGUACGUUGCCUCCACGGUGCUCCCAAAGACUCGCAUGCUGCGUGUGGUGGAUCUUGCCGACACCCGAAUUACCCCCGUCGGUCUUCGCACGCUUCUACGCGCCCUGGAGCAAAGCCCCACCGAGGUCCUGGAGCAGCUGUCCUUCCGUGACAUGCACCUUCACGCCGAGGCGUGCGACCUCGUUUGCAGGGUGAUGUUGAAGCACACCGCACGGCUGAGGCGGUUGGAGCUGGAGCGCUGCCACGUGGACGAGACCGCGGCACAGGCGGUGGCGGAAGGCAUCGCUAAGGCAGGCGCUUUGGUCGAGGCGAGACUCGCGGGCAACGACUUCAUUCCCGCCUUUGCGAUUCCGCUCGAGGAGCCUCGCUGGCUCUUCUUUCCCCCCUCACUCAAGUUGCUUGACCUCAGCGGCAACCGCAUCCAGACCGUGCAUCAACGCGGCCUCUACGUUAGCCUGAGUCGCUGCGCCGCCUCACUGGAGGAGCUUUACCUGUCGCGAUGUUGCGUGACGGAGUCGGCGCUAACCGGGAUUCUGCGCGUGGGAAUCCACUCCUCACAUUCUCUUCGUGUUUUGAACGUCUCCUCUGGUCGCCUGUUACACACGGCCGGUAAAGUUUUGUGUAGCUUUCUCACCGAGUGCUCAAACCUGGAGAGGUUGUACGCACGAGACAACCUCAUUGAGGCGGAUGGCGCCGCACACAUGGCCCUAGGCAUCCCGUGUGCCAAGCGCCUGACGGUGUUGGGGUUGGGGAGCUGCCAUCUAUCUGGCGUGGGCGCGCGAGUUAUUGCAGAGGCGGUAAACCACAGUCCAUCUCUGCGUGAGCUGGAUUUAUCCAAUAACUCAGUGACAGAUGCGGACGUAGUUGAUAUCUGUGCGCAUGGGGGUGACGGUAGUCUGCAGUUGAGCUUCCUCGACUUGUCGGAUAAUCCCCUGUCGGAGCGGUGCAGGCCAGCCCUUGAAGCCAUGAUGGGAAGGAAUAACGUUGGUACUUGCACCGUGCUGGUUCGCGGUACGACUCUUGGCUCUGAAUUCUCUUAUCUGCAAUGCGGCGGUUCACAGGACAGGCUUUGA
Molecule: messenger RNA, 1296 nt
Organism: Trypanosoma conorhini
Lineage: Eukaryota; Euglenozoa; Kinetoplastea; Trypanosomatida; Trypanosomatidae
Product: putative leucine-rich repeat protein (LRRP)
Exons: 1
Coding region: 1-1296 (431 amino acids)
Biological process (GO): activation of GTPase activity; nucleocytoplasmic transport
Cellular component (GO): cytosol; perinuclear region of cytoplasm; nucleus
Molecular function (GO): small GTPase binding; GTPase activator activity
Source: RefSeq, a predicted model, not a curated record